This is a messenger RNA of Auanema sp. JU1783, 321 nucleotides long. NCBI's taxonomy places the organism in Eukaryota, Metazoa, Nematoda, Chromadorea, Rhabditida, Rhabditidae. The record is from the annotation of a GenBank genome assembly.
AUGCGUGCUGUUGCUUUCGUUGCUCUCGGAGCUCUAUUGCUCAUCUCCUUACCAGUCGACAGUGAAGCUAAAGAACUCAAGAAGCCAUUAUGCGACAUGUGCGUAACUGUUAUUGGAACUGUAAAGAAAGCUAUCGAUGAUGGUGAAGAUGUACCAGCGGCUGUUGAAAAGUUCUGCAACGAAGAAGUACCAGAAGUGCUGUCAGGAAUGUGCGUUAAGUUAGUAGCCAAGAAUUUGAAAUUCAUCAUUGAAAAGUUGAAAAUCCAUGAAACUCCUGAGGAUAUAUGUAGUUCUCUCUCAUUGUGUCGUAUCAGACUCUAA